GCUCGCGCCGUCGUCUUCGUCUCGUGUACUUCUGCCUCGGGCGCGCGCACGCCCCCCCCCUCCUCCGGCUCCAGCCGCUGGGCUAAGAUGGCGGCGCUGAGCAAGUCCAUCCCCCACAACUGCUACGAGAUCGGGCACACUUGGCACCCCCAUUGCGGGCGAGCCUUCGUGCACAUCACCCAAGGGGCGUUUGGAGAGUCGCUCCGCAUCUAUGGGACCCUUUACCUGAUUGCUGCAAUUCUCCGGAAACGAAAAUGUGAUUAUUAUUUGAACAAGCUGCUUCCUGAAAUUCUGCAAUCAACAUCCUUCCUUACAGCAAAUGGAAGUCUUUACAUUCUGUUUUUCUGCGUUUUAAGGCGAAUACUGGGAAAAUACUAUUUUUGGAGUCCUGGUUUCGGUGCUGCUUUACCGGCAUCCUAUAUGGCCAUUCUUAUUGAAAGGAAGAGCAGGAGGGGAUUGCUUACAAUUUACAUGGCUAAUUUGGCCACAGAAACUCUAUUCCGCAUGGGAGUAUCAAGAGGACACAUUACCCCUUUAAGACACGGAGAGGUCCUUUUGUUCUGUGUAACAGCUGCCCUGUUUAUGUUCUUUUUCAGAAGCAAGGAUGGUUUGAAAGGAUUUACAUUCUCCGCACUAAAAUUCAUUGUAGGGAAAGAAGAAAUUCCCACCCAUUCAUAUCUACCAGAAGGUGCUUUUGUAAAGCGAGAAAGAAAAAUAAAACACUGCAAAGAUAUAACACAACAAAUGAAUUUUAUUGCUGCAACAAAAAAAAUUGUGGAUAACAUAUGCAAAAAUGGUCCCAGGCACAGAUGCUGUAAGCACUAUGAAGAUAAUUGCUUCUCAUAUUGCAUUAAAGGCUUCAUUAGGAUGUUUAGCGUUGGAUACUUGAUCCAGUGUUGCCUUCGCAUCCCAUCCACGUUCCGACAUCUGUUUACAAAACCAUCCCGGCUUCUCUCGCUUUUCUACAACAAAGAAAAUUUCCAGCUUGGAGCUUUCCUUGGGUCAUUUGUCAGUAUAUACAAAGGUACAAGCUGUUUCCUGCGAUGGGUACGGAACCUGGAUGAUGAAGUACACGCACUUGUUGCAGGGUCCCUAGCUGGAUUGUCAAUGAUGUUUUACAGAAGCACAUCUAUUUCAAUGUACUUGGCUUCCAAACUAGUAGAGACCAUGUAUUUCAAAGGCAUCGAAGCUGGAAAGGUUCCUUAUUUCCCUCAUGCGGACAGUAUAAUCUAUGCUGUAUCCACAGCCAUCUGCUUCCAAGCUGCUGUGAUGGAAGUCCAGAACCUGAGACCGUCAUACUGGAAAUUCCUAUUGCGAUUAACGAAAGGAAAAUUUGGUGUCAUGAACAGAAAAAUAUUAGACGCAUUCGGUACUGAAGCAUCUAAGCAUUUUAAGGAUUUCUGUCCAGAACUCGACCCAAGAUACACAAUUGUUCCACCAGAGAGACCUAUUGAAAAAUUUUGGAACUGAUAUAUCCGUUUAUGAUUAUGUCUGACCAAUGGCUGUCCUAAGAGUUAAUUAACUUAACAGUCAAAUAGAUGGAAGAAUGCUUGUGUUCCACAUCAGUAUUGUUUCAGUGAGUUAUGUUAUACAAUCAAAAUAGUGAAACACCAUAGCAAGGUGUGACUUAAUUCCACUUCCCUUCUUAGAUAGAAGCUCUGGGUCACUGUGGCUGGUUGACACAACCUGGUAGAUUUUUAAAAAAAAUUAUAUAUCGACUGGUUAAUAUAUAUGAAAAAGAAAAUUUUUUAAAAAAUGCCCAGAUGUGGUUUAAAAGAUAUACAUCCACAGUUCACUCUGUCUCAUUCCAGUAGGUAGCCUUUUAUAAAAAAAAAAUAAUAUUUUUACAUUUAGAAGUAAAAGAUAUGUAAAACAUAUAUGUAUAUGUAUGCUACAGUUGCAGAUUAGAUUCUAGUGAAAAAGAUUUUCUUUAGAUAGAUUUAAAAAAAAAAGAUUAUUAUGGCUCUUGACAAUUGUUUAAAAAGGCAAUAUCGGUACUUUAUUUAUACAACUGCACUGUUUAUAUCCAACUUUGGCUUUGACUACUGUCUUCUGAGAGCAUCAGCUCCCCAAACCCAGUUGCACACUGAGAGGUAAGAGAGGGGGGAAAAGUUGAACACUCGGAAUUUUUAAGAGAUCUUGCAAAAUAAUAGAAAAUCAUCACUGCCAGAUGGAAUGUACCAGUUUUCAGUUUUUGCAUACAUAAAUGGAAGAAGAAAAAAAAUUACACUGUUCUAACAACGUUCUUCGGAAAGUGAAUAUGCCACUGAACAUACAGCUGCCUUGAUUUUAUAAACUUUAAUGUUGGUUUCCAGUAACAUUCAAAGUGAAUCCAAGACCUUAUAUUUAGUGGAUAAAGUAAAACAAGGGAACACAUUGAGAAUAUUGGGGAUAUCUACAUCUACAGAUUGUGUUAGCUGAUUUUCUGACCAGCCUGUGACACUUAAUGUAAUGUAAGUCAUUGCACAAAGCCACUUCCCUUGAUGGAUUAUCUUAUUUCUCCUUUAACAGUCACCUUAGUAGACACCUUAGUAUAGUUGCACAGGAACUGCAGAGAAGGACUUUCAAAGCAUGUGAGAGAUUAAAAGAAAAAAAAAACACCCUUAGAUCUGUACAAUUUCUUAAAAGCUGAAAUAUCUGUGAUCAAAAGUAUCAGAAGGAGAGAGAUUGCUUGGAACUAGAUUUAAUUUCUGUAAACUAUUUUUUCCCAUCUAUUAUAUGAUUCGAAUAUGCACACAAAUUAUCUAGUAUUCUUAUUUCACUCUCUGUAACGAUGAUGCUGAAUUCACGGGACAGGAGCAUACAUUUUUAUUUUGAUCCUAAGGAACCUGGCAGAAUUGCCAUUCAGACUGAAUGAAUGGAAAUGGAAGGAAAGUGGAAUGGGAAAAAAAAAUCUACAUUACAUCAUACCGUAGAGCAUCUCUCUCUUUCUGGUGUGAAAUAAUAUUUCAAUCCAAGCUUGCAGUUGUGUUCCAGUUGUUGUUUGGACUAACAGGACUGACUGUGUUUAUUGUCUUUAUUGGAGAAUGAAAUCAUAUGUCAAUCUUUUAAGAUAGCAGUCCCCAACCCCUGGUCUGUGGAUCAGCACUGGGCUGCGCAAACAAGGCAAGCCCCGUUUGUGGGAUGCAGGCAGCACACGAAACCACGCCUCCUCUGGUCCACGGAAAAACCUCUGUCCACGGAACUGUUCCCUGGUGCCCAAAAGAUUGGGGGCUGCUGUUUUAAGAGACUAUUGUUUAUACUUGUUCUGUAUUAUCUUAGAUUGUUUAAAUCAGAUGGCUGCCCUAAAAGUUUGUCACUGCCAAUUGUGUGGUGGAAGUGAUGCAUUGUCAAUUGCUAGAUGAGCAGAAAGUUUGAAUGUCCCAGGUAGGGGUGAAUGAUGAACCUCUUGAUCAAUAUUCCUUAUGAAAGGCAAUAGAACAGGGGUGCAAAACCCCCAGUACGUGGACUGGUACCGGGCUGCGGCACGUCAGUAGCCAGUCUGCACAGACAAGCAAAGACCCAACCACGGGAUGAAGGCAGCACACAAAACCCAUGCUCCCUCCGGUCUGCGAAAAAACCUCUCUCCACAGAACCGGUCCCUGGUGCCCAAAAGACUGGGGACUUCUACAAUAGAGCAAGUACUUCACAAAAGUAAACGUAGAACUCAGGGAUCUAUCCAACUCCCAUCUGAUGUGUUUGCCUGUGACUUUGAAGUCUGCUGAAAUAGUUUGAAGGAGCCCGACACCGGUACAAGACCAACACCCCAAAAUAUAAAUGGUAUAAAAUGUGGGGCAGUUGUUAAUGCCUGGAAGAACAAAGAACAUAGAAUAACGAGUUAGGAGGGACCUUGCAGAUCUUCUAGUCCAACGCCUGCUGGUUGGACUAGAUAGAAGAAUAAAUAAA
Messenger RNA from Crotalus tigris (Tiger rattlesnake), 3885 nucleotides. It is a transcript of the gene TMEM135, whose product is annotated as transmembrane protein 135. The transcript has 15 exons. The record is from RefSeq and is a predicted model, not a curated record. Lineage: Eukaryota; Metazoa; Chordata; Lepidosauria; Squamata; Viperidae. Bases 88 to 1470 code for a protein of 460 amino acids.